AUGGAUAGUGGAGAUAAAAGUUGGAUGGGUCUCCGGAGAUCCACCAAUGAGUAUAUCAGUGGUGUGAAUAACUUUCUUGAUACAGCUUUUGAACGAGCUUCCAAAGGAGAUGAAAUAUUGUGUCCUUGCAAAAAGUGUGCUAAUUGUAAGUGGCAUCAUCGAAAUGUGGUAGAGGAUCACUUGGUUGUUUAUGGGUUUGUGCAAGGGUACACCAAAUGGAUUUUUCAUGGGGAAAGUUUUUCCUCGAGAAAUCAUCCAGAUCAUAAUAAUAAGGAAGGUUCCAACAUGCGUGACAAUAUUGACGGCCUACUUCAUGAUACUUUUAGAGAUGUUGCAGGGGACUUGAGGCUUGAGGGAGUGAGAGAGGGGCUAUCCGAAGAUGCAAAGAAAUUUUUUAAAUUGCUGGAGGAAGGUAAACAAGAGUUAUAUCAUGGGUGUGAGAAUUUCUCUAAACUGAAUUUCACCAUUCGAUUAUUCUUGUUCAAAUGCAUUCAUGGUUUGAGUAAUGUGGCCUUUGGAGACUUGCUAGACUUGUUAAGAGAGGCAUUUCCAUUUGCUCAUAUACCUGAAUCGUUCCACAAAGCAAAAAAUGUGAUUAAAGAUUUGGGUCUUGAUUAUGAAAAAAUACAUGCAUGUCCUAAUGAUUGCAUGUUAUUUUGGAAGGAAAAUGAGAAGGAAAAUAAUUGCUCUGUUUGUGGCUCGUCUAGAUGGAAGACUGUUAAUGAUCCCUUGACUAAUGAAAGCUCCAAAAUUCCUGCAAAGGUUUUAAGGUACCUUCCCUUAAAACCUAGGCUUCAAAGAAUAUUCAUGUGUCCUGAAACAGCUGCAAAUAUGAAAUGGCAUGAUACUGAACGACCCAAAGAUGGCAACAUAAGGCAUGCGGCUGACGGGGAAGCUUGGAAAAAUUUUGAUUCCUUGCACGAAGAUUUUGCUAGAGAUCCUCGUAAUGUUAGAUUGGGUCUUUCAAGUGAUGGUUUCAACCCAUUUCGAACCAUGAGUAUUUCCCAUAGCACAUGGCCUGUUAUGUUAAUGAAUUAUAAUUUAUCACCGUGGAUUUGCAUGAAACCGGAGUAUAUGAUAUUAUCUAUGAUCAUUCCAGGUCCAUCGUCUCCAGGAAAGGAUAUUGAUGUCUACCUUCAACCACUAAUUGCAGAAUUGAAAGAAUUGUGGGAAACUGGGAUGGAAACAUAUGAUGCUGAUUCUAACCAAACUUUUCAAUUGCGUGCAGCCUUAUUGUGGACAAUUAGUGAUUUUCCAGCCUAUGCAAUGCUUUCUGGUUGGAGCACAAAAGGAAGAAAGGCAUGCCCAACUUGUAAUCAUGGGACAUGCUCUCAAUAUCUCAAGCAUAGUCGUAAGAUGUGUUACAUGGGUCAUCGGGCAUUCUUACCUCCUGAUCAUCCAUUUCGAAGAGAUAAGAAAUCAUUUGAUGGUAAAGAAGAUCACAGAUCUGCACCUACUCCCUUAUCAGGCACAGAAGUAUUAGAAGAGUUGCGUGAAUUCAAUAAUGUUUUCGGAAAGGGCCAAAAAAGGAAGCGUCGUGAUAGUGAGGGUCCAUGGAAAAAAAGAUCCAUCUUUUUUGAAUUGCCAUACUGGGAACAUAACAAAUUGAGGCACAAUCUUGAUGUGAUGCACAUUGAAAAAAAUAUUUGUGACAGUUUGCUCGGGACUUUGUUGGAUGUAACUGGAAAGUCAAAAGACCAUGUAAAUUCUCGAUAUGACUUGCAAGAAAUGGGGAUAAGAAAGGAGCUUCAACCAGUACAAGAUGAUAAUGGAAGAGUUCAUUUGGCUAAAGCCUGUUUCUCCAUGAAACCAGCAGAAAAGAAGUUAUUUUGCACUGUUCUUAAAAAUGCCAAAUUACCAAAAGGUUGUGUUUCAAAUAUAUCAAGAUGUGUGGAAGUGGAUGAGAUGAAAAUAUCAGGUUACAAGAGCCAUGAUGCUCAUUUCAUAAUGCAUUACUUGCUCCAAAUUGCUGUUAGAAAAGUGUUACCCAAAAAAGUUUCUAUGGCUUUGAUUCGGUUGGGGAACUUCUUUAAAGUCAUAAGUAGCAAGGUGAUAAGGCGAGCAGAUCUUGAUACAAUGCAGUCUGAGAUCUAUGAGAUUAUAUGUGACCUUGAAAAGAUUUUCCCUCCAUCUUUCUUUGAUAUAAUGGUACAUUUGCCCAUCCAUUUAGUAAAUGAAAUUAAGCUUGGGGGUCCGAUACAUCUUCGUUGGAUGUAUUCCACUGAAAGAAACCUAUGUUUCUUCAAGGGGCUUGUUCGUAAUCGAUUUCAUCUAGAAGCAUCAAUACUAGAGGGAUUCGUGGCACUAGAGCGCGUGAAUUUAUGUUCUAGAUACCUACAUGCUGGGGUGAAAACAAAAUUUAGUCGAUACCAAUUAGAGGAUGAGCAGGGAACUGAAACAGAGGGAGGUAAUUUGUCACCUAUAUUCCCUAAAUUUGGCCAUCCGAUUGGAAGGGAGAAAAAAAGCAAAGGCAAUAAUUUUCACAUGGAUCUGCAGUUAUGUGUUGAUAUACAUCGAUAUGUAUUGUUUAAUACCGGAGAUGAAAAAAUGGAGACCUUUAUCAUGGAACAUAAGAUUGUAAUUGACAAUCAUAGUAGAUCAAAUGCAUGGAUUAGAGCACAGAAUCAUAGUCAAGAAUUUGGCAACUGGUUUAAGGAGAAAGUGAAAUCUAUUGAAGUGCCUGAACAUUUACGACAACUCGCUAAAGGGCCUAAUACUGCGGCAAAAAGAUAUACAGCAUAUUUCAUCAAUGGAUAUCGAUUUCAUACAAUGAAACGAGAUAGUCAAGGUAAGACCCAGAACUAUGGAGUGACUUUAUCAGCAACGACUGAUAGUUUUGCUAGUGCUAGAGACCAAAACCCCAUUGAUGGAGAAGUUGUCUAUUAUGGAGUUAUUCAAGAUAUCAUAGAGAUUGAUUAUUGGGGUUGCUUUAGUGUUGUGUUGUUUAAAUGUGAUUGGUUUCGUAAUGAAGUAGAUGAAUAUGGAUUAACUCGAGUAUACUUCAACAAGUUAUGCAGUACUGAAGAUCCAUUUGUACUGGCAUCUCAAGUGCAUCAAGUUUUCUAUGUAGAGGAUCCAAUUGAGAAAGAUGUUUAUUAUGCAAGGACCAAAGUUCAUGUUGAUUUAUUUGAUUUAGAAGAAGAGAAUUGCCCUAAUAUUGGAGAAACAUUUUUUGGGGAGCCAGACAAUGACAUUGGACCAUCAAAUGGAAUACCUGAUGCUGAUGUUGAUCUCAGAUGGUCAAGAGAAGAUGUACCUGGUGAUGUCAUUGAUAUGCCAACUCAUGAUCAACAUUCAGAAUAUAUGGAAGAAGAUAUGGACACAUCAGAAGAAGAUGAGGACUUUGAUGAUGUCGAUUGGGAUUGGAUGGUGGCUGAUGAUUGA
This is a messenger RNA of Solanum stenotomum, 3384 nucleotides long. RefSeq lists its product as uncharacterized. Bases 1 to 3384 code for a protein of 1127 amino acids. The transcript is spliced from 2 exons. NCBI's taxonomy places the organism in Eukaryota, Viridiplantae, Streptophyta, Magnoliopsida, Solanales, Solanaceae. The record is from RefSeq and is a predicted model, not a curated record.